AUGGGAAGUGAUAAACUUACAUCUGAGCAAAUCGAGGAGUUUAAAGAAGCUUUCUCGAUCUUCGACAAGGACGGAGAUGGAAAGAUUUCUGCUUCUGAACUCGGUACCGUGAUGAGAGCGUUGGGACAGAACCCUACGCAACAGGAGUUGAACGAUCUUGUCAAUGAGAUUGAUACAAACGGUAACUCUACCAUUGAGUUUUCCGAGUUCCUUACCAUGAUGGCUAGACAGAUUAAGGAGCAAGAUGUGGAAGAGGAAAUUUUGGAGGCAUUUAAAGUGUUCGACAGUGAUGGAGAUGGAAAGAUAUCUCAGACCGAGUUAGUUAGAGUUUUAACCACUAUUGGUGAGAAAUUGACGGACGAAGAGGCCCAGCAGAUGCUUCAGGCCGCAGAUACUGAUGCAGAUGGACAGAUUGAUAUUGAAGAGUUUGCCAAGGUUCUUCGUGGAAAAUAA
Molecule: messenger RNA, 453 nt
Organism: Brettanomyces nanus
Lineage: Eukaryota; Fungi; Ascomycota; Pichiomycetes; Pichiales; Pichiaceae
Exons: 2
Coding region: 1-453 (150 amino acids)
Cellular component (GO): myosin II complex
Molecular function (GO): calcium ion binding
Source: RefSeq, a predicted model, not a curated record